This is a messenger RNA of Styela clava, 1655 nucleotides long. Lineage: Eukaryota; Metazoa; Chordata; Ascidiacea; Stolidobranchia; Styelidae. The record is from RefSeq and is a predicted model, not a curated record.
UAGGUAUAAUAUGUGAAGAAGUCAAAAUGUGAGUGCAUUUGAAAUCAAUUUAUUGCAACUUAGCUGUGCGGAAUGAAGGUUGCUAAAAAACUUCAUUAUAUUAAACGCUAUAUGAAAAUAUGGAUAGCUCUUGUUAUUUUCAUAUACUGUAUACUGCAGCGUCAGUAUAUAAUAUCUGUUUUGAAUAACUUAACUUUUCACGAAGAUUUUGACUUGGAAUACUUUGAUGUAGACGACAUCGAUAUCACUGAAACGAUAGAAUUAAGCCAUUUACCCAACAUGGCUAGAAUAAAACGGAAAACAAUUCUGGAUUAUAAACCAGGCCACCGCCCUUGUCGUCAUUAUCCUAGGAACUUGAAGGGAAAUUUAACAUCUAACAUCAAGAUCAACGUAACUCAAACUCUUCCGUGGGACGUUAUAGAGUCUUCCAUUUCCAGGGUUUACGAGGGAAAAUUUUCUCCUAGAAAUUGUAAAUCACGCUACAAUGUUGCAAUCAUAAUUCCGUUGCGGAAUCGUGAAUCUCAAUUAAAAGUAUUAUUAGCUCAUAUGCAUCCUAUAUGGCAACGACAAAAUCUUGAUUACACUGUUUAUACCAUUACACAAGCAGGAGAGGGAUUAUUUAAUAGAGCAAAACUUAUCAACGUGGGAGUAUCUGAAGCUACGAAAGAGCAAUCCUACGACUGUUUUGUGUUUCAUGAUGUUGACUUGUUGUUGGAAGAUGACCGGUGUUUGUAUUGGUGUGACGAAGAAAAUCCUCGUCAUAUAUCGAUGUAUAUGGACAAAUUUGCUUAUGAACCACUCUCUUAUUCGACAACAUGUCGUCCAGCAUCAUUUUUUUUAGAAAAUAUUAUAUAUUACGGCGGCGUGUCAAGUAUGACACCAAAGCAGUUCAACAAUGUCAAUGGUUUCUCAAAUUUUUAUUGGGGAUGGGGAGGGGAAGAUGAUGACAUGUAUUUCAGAUUGAAAACUGCAGGAUACGACGUGUCCAAUCCAUACGGUCAACAUUGUUCAUUUCGUAUGAUAGCGCAUGAACACGAGUCUUCGAACGCUGAGAAUGAAGCAAGAUAUACUCUGUUAUAUCAUGCCGCUUCCAGAAUGAGAAAAGAAGGCUUAAACACUUUGAGAUACAAAUUAUUGUCUGUAAAGAGAUUUCCACUGUACGUCAACAUCACAGUUGAUAUAGGAAGACCAUCCAUGAAAAUGUUAAAAUUUAUGUCGAGAAAAAUGUCCUGGACGGAAAUAUGCAUUGCACGAGUUCCAUGGCGAAUGUAAUUCACGUUUUAUUUCUUUAAUCGAACGAUAGAAGUCGCAAGAAAAUAUUAGAAAAAAAAGGAAUGACUGAAAGUCAAAAUUCAGGAAGAACGAAGCAGAUACCAUAAAAAUUUAAACUAAUAUUAAAUGAAAUUGACGAUUAACGUCUAUUUUCACGCUAAGACUUCAAAUGUUGUAUUACGAAAUAAAUUAAAAAAAAAUAUAUAUUUAUUUCAUACCACAUUCGAGUGGCGAUUGAACCGUAUAUCUAUCCGUAUUCUCAAUUAGCAUAAAUUAAUUUAAUAAAUGGAUUAACUAGAUUUAGUUGCCUUGCAUUCAAUAAUUUGGAGUGUAUAAAAUAUAUUUUUUAAUUUAUAUUUAUGCAAACUUUUGAUUGGAAGAAA